ACCCUUUAUAACCUUCCCAUCUUCCACAUUUUUGCAACCCAUUGGAUUCAUCUUCUCCCUAUAUUUAUCUUUCACAUUCAUAUUUCAAAAGCUUAUUUCUUUACCAUAUAUAAAGUUUUAAUUCCCAUUGAUAAGCAAACCCAAAUUAACCAUUUCUUUUGGGUAUAUUGUAUCAUCCCUUGUUUCCUUUACACAAACUCAACAAGCUUAUUAUCAAACACCACCCCUUUAUACUGUUCAAUUUCCAAGUGUUCCUUCAUGGCAGAUCAGAAGAAUGAAAACCCGGAUUCGGGAACCGUUCGUGUUGAAUCUCCAAAAGAAAGAAGGAAACUUCCAAACUUUCUACUAUCAGUGAGACUCAAGUAUGUGAAACUUGGGUACCACUACUUGAUCUCCAACGCUAUGUACCUUUUGCUAAUACCCCUUCUAGGUUUAGCUUCAGCUCAUCUUUCAACACUUUCAAUCCAAGACCUUGUGCAAUUAUGGGAGAACCUCAAGUUCAACCUUGUCUCAGUGACUCUAUGUUCAAGCCUAAUGGUGUUUCUUGGCACCCUCUACUUCAUGACACGUCCAAGAGGUGUGUACUUGGUGGAUUUUGCAUGUUACAAGCCACGUGCGGAUUGCACGUGCACAAGGGAGAUUUUCAUGGAAAGGUCUGCUCUGACAGGGGCAUUCUCAGAGGAGAACCUGUCCUUUCAAAAGAAGAUUCUAGAAAGGUCUGGUUUGGGACAAGGGACGUACUUGCCACCUGCAAUAUUGAGUUUGCCACCAAAUCCAUGUAUGGCUGAGGCAAGGAAAGAGGCUGAAGAGGUUAUGUUUGGAGCCAUUGAUCAGCUUCUGGCAAAGACUGGGGUGAAGGCUAAGGAUAUUGGGAUUUUGGUUGUGAAUUGCAGCUUGUUCAAUCCCACACCUUCACUCUCUGCCAUGAUUGUCAAUCACUACAAUUUAAGAGGGAAUAUUCUGAGUUAUAAUCUUGGUGGCAUGGGGUGCAGUGCUGGUCUUAUCUCCAUUGACCUUGCCAAACAGCUUCUCCAGGUACAUCCCAACUCUUAUGCCUUAGUGGUGAGCAUGGAGAACAUAACUCUGAACUGGUAUUUUGGAAACAACCGGUCAAUGCUAGUCUCAAAUUGUCUCUUCAGAAUGGGAGGAGCUGCAAUCUUACUUUCCAACCGUUCCUGUGAUAGGCGAAAAGCGAAAUACCAAUUGGUGCACACAGUGCGCACUCACAAAGGUGCAGAUGACAAAUCCUAUGGUUGUGUGUUUCAAGAAGAAGAUGAAACAAAGAGAAUUGGUGUGUCACUCUCAAAAGACUUGAUGGCUGUUGCUGGAGAAGCCCUUAAGACAAACAUCACAACACUUGGACCAUUAGUCCUUCCCAUGUCAGAGCAGCUUCUAUUUUUUGCCACAUUGGUUGCCAGAAAAGUGUUUAAGAUGAAGAUAAAGCCUUAUAUCCCAGAUUUCAAACUAGCUUUUGAGCACUUUUGCAUUCAUGCUGGUGGGAGGGCAGUGUUGGAUGAAUUAGAGAAAAAUCUUGAGCUAAGUGAGUGGCAUAUGGAGCCAUCAAGAAUGACCCUUUAUAGGUUUGGUAACACUUCUAGCAGUUCCUUGUGGUAUGAGUUGGCAUACACUGAAGCUAAAGGGAGAAUAAGGAAGGGUGAUAGGACUUGGCAGAUUGCAUUUGGGUCUGGCUUUAAGUGCAACAGUGCUGUGUGGCGUGCUUUGAGGACCAUCAAUCCAGCUAAGGAGAAGAAUCCUUGGCUGGAUGAGAUUCAUGAGUUUCCUGUUCUUGUGCCCAAAGUUGCAACAAUUGCUUCUUAGAUCAGUUUCAAAACUUCUCUUCUUUUUUUUUUGUGUGUGUUUGAUAUAAAUUAGAGAAGGGAUCUAAAUCAAAGAAACUUAAUGUUUACAUUUAAUCUUAGGAGAUGUGCAAAAAUAUAUAGAAGAGAAGAUUACUCCCUCUAGCUUUGCCAGUUUCUUUGCUCUUGUAACCGUGUAUUGGAGUUCAAAGAGUGUGAAUACAGUUAUUGCCCCCUACUGAACAUUUUUUUUU
Abrus precatorius (Indian licorice) is the source of this 2050-nucleotide messenger RNA. RefSeq names its product 3-ketoacyl-CoA synthase 11-like. The transcript has 2 exons. Gene Ontology annotation, molecular function: acyltransferase activity, transferring groups other than amino-acyl groups. The coding region runs from base 259 to 1818 and encodes 519 amino acids. Gene Ontology annotation, cellular component: membrane. Gene Ontology annotation, biological process: fatty acid biosynthetic process. The record is from RefSeq and is a predicted model, not a curated record. Lineage: Eukaryota; Viridiplantae; Streptophyta; Magnoliopsida; Fabales; Fabaceae.